UCAGAUAACUUUAUAAUUUUUAAACUGACUCAGUUUCAACUACAUAAUUGGAAAGAUAAAUAGAAACGUAAAACAUCAUCUAUCUUUUUUCAUACAGUUAUUGGUAUAUAAAUAGGUGAGUGAUGAACAAAAACACAGUUGUAUCCAAUAUGCUAACCUUCGAUUGAUUUCGAUAACUGGUUUUGAGAUGGCUUCUGAGAUAAAAAAACUUGGUGAAAUUAAAUUAUAUAUACAGGAUGUCCAGUAUACCGUUAAAACUGAUGAAGUUACCCCAAAUACGUCCCUCAAUUCUUACAUUCGUGACACUUUACAAUUGACUGGAACCAAAUCUUUGUGUUAUGAAGGGGGUUGUGGGUCUUGCGUCGUGGUGCUAUACAUCGUGGAACCCACGACGGAGAAAGAAGUUUAUCUGGCGGUGAAUUCGUGUUUGGUUCCGCUUUUAUCGUGUAAUGGCUGGCGAAUUUACACAAUCGAAGGAAUCGGAAAUCCUUUAAACGGUUAUCACCCAAUUCAAGAAGUUCUAGCCAAAUAUAAUGGCACGCAAUGCGGUUUUUGUUCGCCUGGAAUGGUGAUGAACAUGUAUGCGUUAUACGAAUCGGGAAAACUAACAAUGGAAGAAGUUGAAAAUUCAUUUGGCGGCAACAUAUGUCGAUGUACUGGAUAUAGACCAAUACUUUCCGCCUUUAAAUCACUUUGCACAGAUGCUAGUUCGAAAAUACUUGGUAAAUAUCCUGAUAUAGAAGACUUAAGAGUGUGUAAGCAAGAUAAAUGUGGAAAAAAAUGUGCAACAAAGUGUAAUGGAGAGGCGUUUUGUCUUGAGCUUGCGGAAUCAAAAUGGAUUAAAGUCUACACUUUACAAGAUUUGCUAACUGUUUUGAAUCAGUCAAAAGAUUUGACUUAUAAGCUAGUUGGGGGGAAUACAGCUAAAGGAGUCUUUAAAUCGUAUGCGAACAGUGUCUGUGUUUACUUAGAUGUAAAUUCAAUCCCUGAGCUCAAAGUUCAAGAAGUCAAAGACACGACUUUUGUCCUAGGUGCUGGUACUAGUCUUACAACAGCUAUGGAACUUUUCAAACAAGUUGGAGAGAAAAACUCUCAAUUCUCUUACUUAAAACAAUUAGCUAAUCACAUCGACUUAGUUGCAAACGUCCCAGUGAGGAAUGUGGGAACUCUGGCUGGAAAUUUAAUGAUGAAACACGACAAUCACGACUUUCCUUCUGAUAUUUUUCUUAUUUUGGAAACAAUCGGUGCUACGUUUACAGUUGUUGGAAUCGAUGGAAAUGAAGUUGAAUUAACCCCUCAUGACUUUAUUAGUUACGAUAUGAAACUAAAAGUUUUAAAAACUAUCACUUUUCCCAGUUAUACAGACACGGUUAAAUAUGUUAGUUAUAAAAUAAUGCCGAGGGCUCAAAAUUCACACGCGCAUGUAAAUGCAGGGUUUUUGUUUAAAUUCAGUACAGAUUCAAUCCUUGAUUCUGCGACUAUUGUGUACGGAAAUAUAAACCCGACGUUUAUUCACGCAUCUGAGUCGGAAAAGCUCCUAGUAGGCAAAAAUUUGUUCGAUAAUAAUACUCUUCAACAAGUUUUUGCAACCCUUUCUAAGGAACUCAUCACUGAUGUUAUACCUCCGGAUCCGACACCGGAAUUUAGGAAACAACUUGCAAUUGCACUUUUUUACAAAGCUGUAUUAACUGUUGCUCCGACUGAUAAACUCUCUCCCAAAAAUUUAUCAGGAGGUCCUGUACUAACAAGACCAGUUUCUUCAGGAACACAAGAUUAUGAAACUAACGAAUCAUUGUAUCCACUCACUGAAGCUGUGCCAAAAUUAGAAGCACUCGCACAAACUUCUGGCCAAGCUCAAUACAUCCAUGACAUGCCUGAAGUACCUCAUCAGUUGUACGGUACUUUAAUUCUGGCAGAAGCACCACCAAAUUCAACAAUCAAAAAUAUAGACGCAAGCAAGGCUUUGGAAGUGGAAGGCAUUGUCGCUUUUUACAGCAAAGAGGAUAUUCCCGGUGAUAAUAAUUUCACCCCCACUGACAUAUUUCCAUCCAUGGAAGAAAUAUUUUGCAGUGGUCGUGUGCUGUAUUACGAGCAACCAAUCGGAAUUUUGGUCGGAACAAAUACUAAUGUUGUUAAGGAGGCUUCAAGUUUGGUUGAAGUGACAUAUGAUCCGCCAAAUGUAGGUCCUCUACUAUCAGUUCGUCAGGUUUUGGCAGCUGGUCGAACUGAUCGAAUCCAAGAAAUCAAAACAAUAACACCCACACGAAAAGGCAACGAUGUCAAACACGUGAUAAAUGGAACAUUUGAUAUCUAUCACCAGUACCAUUUCCAUAUGGAAACGCAAUGUUGUAAUGUGAUACCCAACGAAAAUGGAUUAGAUAUUUACCCAUCGUCCCAAUGGAUGGACCAGAUCCAAUCAGCAAUCGCCCGAAUGCUCCAAAUUCAAAAUAACAAAAUUAAUGUAACAGUACGCAGACUCGGUGGUGCUUUUGGAGCCAAAAUCAGCAGAAACGGCUUAGUAUCAUGUGCAGCAGCCUUAGCUGCGUGGAAAUUGAGACAACCGGUGAAAUUAUCCCUCUCUCUACAAGAAAAUAUGGUAGCAAUUGGAAAAAGAUGGCCCCUUUCAACCGACUACGAAGUAGGGGUCAAUGACGAAGGAGUUAUCCAGUAUUUGAACUGCACCCACUAUUCCGAUUUAGGAGCCACAAUUAAUGAAAUAGGAGCCGAAGAAUUACUAAAUUUGUUUACAGCUAAUUACAUUAAUGACACUUUUACAAUACACAUGGACGUCGUCGUGACAGACACGCAUACCAAUACGUGGGCUCGAGCCCCAGGUUCGACUGAAGGCUUGGCCUGUAUUGAAUCAAUAAUGGAACAUGUGGCAUACGAAAUUGGAGUAGAUCCUCUCGAUUUGCGGAUUGCAAAUUUUCCGAAAGACUCCGAACUUUUGAAAUAUGUCAACGAUCUAAAAACCUGGGCUGAUAUCGAUAAAAGAAAACAGGAAAUUGCUACUUUCAAUCAGGAAAACCGGUGGAAGAAAAAAGGUUUGUCAGUAGUACCAAUGGCGUAUUUUUUGGGUGUUGGAGGUCCGUUUUCUGUGAUGGUUUCAAUAUUCCACGGCGAUGGUACUGUACAAAUAUCUCAUGGUGGGAUUGAAGUCGGACAAGGGAUUAAUACCAAAGCAGCACAAGUAUGUGCUUACAAACUUGGGAUUCCUUUAGAAAAAGUUACAGUUUUGCCUAGCAAUAGUUUUGUUGCUCCAAAUAACACGACGACUGGUGGUAGUGUCACUUCUGAAGCUAUUUGCUACGGUGUGAUUCAAGCUUGUGAUCAAUUAUUGAUUCGUAUUCAACCGUACCAAGACAAAAAUCCUAAUGGGACUUGGGAGGAUUGGAUCAAGGCUUGUUUCAAUGAUUAUGUCAAUUUAUCGGCAAUUGGAAUGUUUUCACCUAACGAACCAAAUGUCAAUACGUAUCUGAUUUAUGGUAUUUGUGCGACUGAAGUUGUUGUCGAUAUUUUAACCGGACAACAUAUUAUUUCAAGAGUCGAUUUAAUUGAAGAUACGGGACAAUCAAUGAGUCCUGCUAUUGACAUAGGUCAAGUUGAGGGUGCUUUUGUGAUGGGAAUGGGUUAUUACACGACGGAAAAAAUUGUUUAUAAUUACGAAGGUCGCAUUUUAACUAAUAACACUUGGACUUAUUAUCCUCCAGGUCCUAAAGAUAUUCCGAUCGAUUUUCGUGUAAAAUUUCCGAAGGAUAAUCCAAAUCCUGUGGGUGUACUGAAGUCGAAAGCGACUGCGGAACCUCCUUUGUGUAUGACGAUAUCGGUUCCAUUGGCAAUUCGAAAUGCUGUAGCUUCGGCCAGAUUGGAUUCGGGGCAAACUACUUCAAAAUGGUUUCCUUUUGAGGGGACGACAAAUGUGGAAAAUGUCUUUAUGAACAGUAUGAAUGAUUACACGCAAUAUAUUUUGUGAAAAUUUUAUUGGUUAUGUAAAUUUGCGUAAAAUAAAUUACUUCAUAAUCCGUU
Molecule: messenger RNA, 4026 nt
Organism: Tribolium madens (black flour beetle)
Lineage: Eukaryota; Metazoa; Arthropoda; Insecta; Coleoptera; Tenebrionidae
Product: xanthine dehydrogenase-like
Exons: 14
Coding region: 188-3973 (1261 amino acids)
Molecular function (GO): oxidoreductase activity; iron ion binding; 2 iron, 2 sulfur cluster binding
Source: RefSeq, a predicted model, not a curated record